Molecule: messenger RNA, 3530 nt
Organism: Salvia splendens (bonfire salvia)
Lineage: Eukaryota; Viridiplantae; Streptophyta; Magnoliopsida; Lamiales; Lamiaceae
Product: inositol-tetrakisphosphate 1-kinase 1
Exons: 2
Coding region: 99-1055 (318 amino acids)
Biological process (GO): inositol trisphosphate metabolic process
Cellular component (GO): cytoplasm
Molecular function (GO): inositol-1,3,4-trisphosphate 5-kinase activity; magnesium ion binding; ATP binding
Source: RefSeq, a predicted model, not a curated record
CGGCAAAAACACAAAAGUGGAAAACCCCAAAAUCGUUUGCCCUAAUUCUGAUUCUCUUUCUACAGCAGCAGCCAGCGAAGAAUUCCAGCCACGAUACGAUGUCGGAGGAAUCUACGACGAGGUACCGCAUAGGUUAUGCUCUUGCGCCCAAGAAAGUGAAGAGUUUCAUCCAACCAUCGCUCCUCAAUCUCACCAAAGAGAGAGGGAUCGAUCUAUUUCCCGUCCAGACCACCAAGCCCUUGACCGAUCAAUUCCCCUUCGAUUGCAUCAUCCACAAAUCACCCGACCCGGAGUGGCGAAACCAGCUCGAGCAGCUCAUUCAUCAGAAUCCAAACGUCGUCGUAAUUGACCUCCCGGAGGAGAUCGAGCGCCUCCACAAUCGAGUAACCAUGCUGCAGGCGGUGGACCAGCUGGAAAUUUCCAACGGGUUCUCAGUCGGGGUGCCGAAGCAGGUGUCCGUCGAAAAUCCCCAAUCGCCGAUCGACUGCGGUUUAAGUUUCCCGGUGAUUGCGAAGCCGCUGGUGGCGAACGGGAGCGCGGGAUCUCAUCAGAUGUCGUUGGUCUUCAACGAGGAGGGCUUGCGAGGGCUGAAAUUGCGCCAGCCGUUUGUGCUGCAGGAGUUCGUGAAUCACGGAGGGGUCAUUUUCAAGGUCUACGUGGCGGGGAGGCACGUUCAGUGUGUGAAGAGGAGGUCGUUGCCGGAUAUCUCUGUGGAGAAAUUGGGGGUUUCGGAGAAUUCGGUGUCGUUUUCUCAGAUUUCGAAUGUGACUGCGGAGGAUCGGAGCGGUGACGGCGUGGAGAAGUUAAUCGAGGCGGCGGAGCUGCCGCCGUCUGGUUUUGUGACGGAAGUAGCUAGUCAGUUGAGGGAGGCUUUGAAAUUGAACCUUUUCAAUUUUGAUAUGAUAAGGGACAGUAGCGUUGAAGGGCGGCAUCUCGUGAUCGAUAUAAAUUACUUCCCGGGGUAUGCCAAGAUGCCAUGCUACGAGACGAUUUUGACUGAUUUUUUCCUCGACGUUGUGCAGAAGAAGCCGGACGUAAUUUCUAAGGACUGUUAGCUGAGUAUAACUGAGUGAUUUUGUGACUCCGAGCCCGAUAUUAUGGCCUGUUGUGGUGGUAAACAACCACCAUUUGGUUCGCCGUGGUUGAUGAAACAAUGCGGAAAUAGGAUAAGAGGUGAGUGAUGUGAUUGAACACAAGCAACACUUGCUUGGACAAUCUGCUGCAGGAAGCUAAUCAUGUGUUUUUAAUCUCUUUUAUUUGACUGUUUUGGAUUUCAAGACUGAAAUAAAAGCAACUCAUUUCAUGUUUGCUCAAGGAUGAUUGCCAGAAUUGUUGGCAGCUAAUGAUAUGAAUUUCCAAGAUCCUUGCACCCUUUUUGUUAUAUAAACACACAUGUCUAUGUUUACAGAUUUUCUUAAUUGAAUGCUUACUCUGUUGCUUCCAUUUUGUUUCAUUAUGUUCGUUGUUAGAUUAUUCAUUCUCAACGGUUUUCGGUUUUAGUUGUGGCUAAUAGAUAGUUUGGAACGAUGACAGCUUAUUAUUUUCAAUGUUCUAUCUAGCAUAAACGCUGGAUGUUUUUUGGAGUUGAUCAUAAUCUCAGAUGAAUGCUUUUAUUAGUCACAUUUCAAUGACAGUGUCCAGUCUGUUAAAGAUCAUUCCGGCUGUAGUUGUAGUGUAAGAGGGAGCGGGAGUUGUGAAUAGUCAACCAAGCAAUUGCAGUUCCUAAACUAGAAUUUUUAGACUGCUGUUAUGAUUUACAAUGACAUUUUGCUAUCUUGUUAGUCAUGAUACUGAGACUUCUAAGGUUAUGGGGUUGAUUCUGGUUGAUUUGGAGAGAUUCUACCACCUCUAAUAGUUGUUUGAACUAAUUUGCUAAGAACAUGCAGAUCAGUUGUGAACUGGUUUCCUGUAUCAUAUUUUACCUACUCUACAGUGAGAGUAAACAGAAAAUAUACAUAGAAAUUUUAGGGAGAAAAUUGUGGAGAACAUGAAUCACACUGCUGGUGAAUAUGAUCAUACCUGCUGGAGAGUCUAUGUCGCAGCAAAGAAAUAGUAGGGUUGAAAUCUAGUAGUUUUCUCAUUGUUAAGUGUUCGGUGUUUGGGACACCAUCUGUUAGCAGCCUCUGUCUAGAAAUGAGAUUGAUCAUGGUGACAGUCUGUGUUGGCUGCAAUAAAAAAACACUGUUUAUAAUACUUGAUUAAAAAGGAGCUCAUUUUGAAGCAUGAUUUUACUUUCUCAAGAUUCAAGAACUUGUUUCUAGUAGUAGUUGCUUGCUUCGUCGUCCAUGAGGAUAUCCUCUAAGGCAUCAGUAGUCGCUGGAGGGAUGGAAAAUUCUGCUGGAGAUGAAAUUGUUUGGUUCUUGAUCUGUGUUUAAAUGCACUGAAGAUGCUGAGAUGAGAUCAGACAGGUCGAAGUGUGUCUUUGAAGCUCGGUUGGCAUGUCAGAGUCUCAAAUUCAGGUUUUGCAGCGAAUCUCUCUGACUGUAAGCCUAUCUCAAAGGGAUCACAUAGCAGUCUGCUUGUGACUCGAGCUGCCCCAGGCUAGGAUAAGUUUCCAUCUGGAGAGAAGGCGAAACUGAAGCCAGCUGUAAAAUAUUGACCACCAAUAGAAGCUUCGCGAGACUAGCAACGUCCUCUUGAGAUCUCACAACACCUUCCCAGGUAGAUUUCUUGAUCUAUUACAGCUGAGAAUCUGAGGUAACACAAGUAUCAAGAUGAGCUCUCUGCAUAUGAGUGUCAUGGUCUAUUCAAUUCCGGAGCAGCUUUUCUUGAGACGGGUAUUCCAGAAGUUCUUGAUCUCGUUAUCAGCUCUCCCUGGCAGGUAACUAGCUCUACUGACCACCUGGAAAACAUAAAACAAGUACUAAUAAUCAUUAAAUGCAUAGAAACCUGCCUUUGACACUGCAGGAAAUCAAGUCUACAAGUCUAGAUAAUGAGAUUUGAGUAGUUCAUUACUUGUUGAGCCCAGCAAGUUUUGGGAGCUCUUUCCAGCUGCCAUGGCCAUAUUUCUGAAUGCAGUAAACGAGCUUCUCGUCUUCUUCAGGCGUCCACGUGUUGUUUCUGUGUUUGUGUCUCUCUCUUGAGUGAUUUUAGUUGGUUUUGUGUGGAAUUUGUGUGAUUAUAGCAUCGUUUUAUAGUGUGGCAGUGUUUGAAAAUCUUGACAGUGGCUUGCUGUGGAGAGUCAUUAACUUGUUCUUUUUGCUUUCUUGAAACGUAACAGGCCCGUGGCCGUGAGAGAUACCCCGUUCGGGUUUGGAACCAUUAAAACCGAGCACCACUAGGCCCGGGAUCUUAUAUUCGGCGGAAAGGAAAACUGAUGUGGAUGCUGAAACUGAUACUCCAUUCAUCCACCAAAGAGUGUGCAAUAUUGGGGAUGCCAAGUGUUUGAAUUUAAUUACUUUAGUUGUUAUUAUGACUAAAAGUGAUAUUUAUUCUUAAUAAACGUCACUGUUUAUUUUUUUAAGAACAUAUAUCACUUUUGUAAUUGUCACUUUAAAUUUUUUAAUUUAAUUGGUACUUUAAAUGUUAUA